Rhipicephalus sanguineus (brown dog tick) is the source of this 1058-nucleotide messenger RNA. Its product is annotated as ATP-dependent RNA helicase DDX54. Gene Ontology annotation, cellular component: nucleus. The record is from RefSeq and is a predicted model, not a curated record. NCBI's taxonomy places the organism in Eukaryota, Metazoa, Arthropoda, Arachnida, Ixodida, Ixodidae. Gene Ontology annotation, molecular function: RNA binding; RNA helicase activity; ATP binding.
CCGACGACGCACACGUGUUUUUGGAGUCGGUGCGCUGGUGUUGUGUGCCAGCCUGUUUGGCUUAAGCUACGUGGUUGUCAUUGACUGUAAUUGCUGCGUUUUACUGAGACAUGGGGAAGAAGUCAAAAGGUCCUAGGAAGAAGCAUGACGCGAAACCGCGCAAGAAGAAGCAGGCCGAGGAGGCCGCACACUCGUUUCUCGAGGACGAGUCAGAAGAGGAGGACUUCGACACCAUGAAGUUGGACGCGGCGGCGGCUGCAAACAAGAAGAAAUCGGGCGGCUUCCAAGCCAUGGGCCUCAGCCACGCUAUUCUGAAGGGCAUCUUGAAGCGUGGAUAUAAGCAACCAACUCCCAUCCAACGUAAGGCCAUUCCUGUGGUGUUGGAAGGCCGGGACGUGGUGGCCAUGGCGCGCACAGGCAGUGGCAAGACGGCCGCUUUCCUGGUGCCCAUUCUGGAGCGACUGGGAGGCCGUUCACCUCACACGGGACCACGUGCCCUCAUACUGUCGCCUACGCGCGAACUCGCUCUGCAGACCCACAAGUUUGCCAAAGAGCUCGGCAAAUUCACCGACCUCCGGUCAACUGUGAUCCUGGGUGGUGACAGCAUGGAAGACCAGUUUGAGGCCAUCCAUGAGAAUCCCGAUCUGCUCAUCGCCACACCGGGCCGCUUCUUGCACGUCGUCAUGGAGAUGAACCUUCGACUAAACUCUGUCAAAUAUGUCGUCUUCGACGAGGCCGACAGGCUGUUUGAGAUGGGUUUCCAGGAACAACUUACCGAGGUCCUCCACCGAUUGCCUGAGGGCCGUCAGACGCUUCUGUUCUCGGCCACUCUGCCUCGACUGCUGGUAGACUUUGCCCGGGCAGGCCUGUCUGAACCUGUGCUCAUCCGCCUCGACGUGGAAGACAAGCUCAGUGAACAGCUAAAGACAGUGUACGUCAUGUGCCGCAACAAUGACAAGACGGCCAUCCUGCUGUACUUGCUGAAGCACGUCAUCAAACCCGACGAGCUCACCUUCAUCUUUGUUGCCACUCGUCACCAUGCUGAAUAUCUCCGCGAC